Molecule: messenger RNA, 261 nt
Organism: Colletotrichum tamarilloi
Lineage: Eukaryota; Fungi; Ascomycota; Sordariomycetes; Glomerellales; Glomerellaceae
Exons: 1
Source: RefSeq, a predicted model, not a curated record
UACGUAUCAAGAGAUCCACUCUCACGAUUGUGUUUGCUGGUCGCCAUUGUGUUGUUUGGAUAUGAUGUCGUUGUUGAUACCGCGCUGACUGGAUCUUGGACAUCAUUCCGGCAAUGCGGUGGUCGUCGCAAGAGUUUACGGGACCAUGAAGUAUCUGAGUGGCGUAAAGGUGUCACGGUUACAGGACUCAAGAACAUUCGGAUGUCAGUGAAGGUAAGCUAUCACGUGGAUCAUGUCCCCUGGUUACGAAGAGCUUCUUGA